Molecule: messenger RNA, 1596 nt
Organism: Nipponia nippon (crested ibis)
Lineage: Eukaryota; Metazoa; Chordata; Aves; Pelecaniformes; Threskiornithidae
Source: RefSeq, a predicted model, not a curated record
AUGGUGAAGAAGGUGGCCAUCAUCGGAGGGGGCAGCAGCGGGCUGUGCGCCAUCAAAGCCUGCCUGCAAGAGGGGCUGGAGCCCGUCUGCUUCGAGAGGACCCGGGACAUCGGGGGGCUCUGGAGGUUUGAGGAGCAGCCUGAGGAGGGCCGCGCCAGCAUCUACCGCUCCGUCAUCAUCAACACCUCCAAGGAGAUGAUGUGCUUCAGCGACUUCCCCAUCCCCGACGACUUCCCCAACUACAUGCACAACUCCAAGAUCAUGGAGUACUUCCGCAUGUACGCCCAGCACUUCGACCUGCUCCGCCACAUCCGCUUCAGGACCAGCGUGUGCCGCGUGGCCAAGCGCCCCGACUUUGCCGCCACGGGCCAGUGGGAGGUGGUGACGGAGAGCGAGGGGAAGCAGGAGGCGGCCAUCUUCGACGCUGUGCUGGUGUGCACCGGGCACCACACCGAGGCGCACCUCCCGCUGAGCGCCUUCCCAGGCAUCGAGAAGUUCAAGGGCCGCUACCUCCACAGCAGAGACUACAAGGAUGCCCAGGAUUUCACAGACAAGAGGGUCGUCGUCAUUGGGAUUGGGAAUUCAGGGUUGGACCUGGCCGUGGAAAUCAGCCAAACGGCCAAGCAGGUCUUCCUUAGCACUCGUCGGGGUGCAUGGAUACUCAACCGUGUUGGAGAUCAGGGCUACCCCAUUGACGUCGUCUUCACCACCCGCAUGAAGACGUUCCUGAAGCAGCUGAUGAGCCCCUCCAUGGUGAGCGACUUUGCAGAGAAGCAGCUGAACGCGAGGUUUGACCACUCGCACUACGGCCUGAAGCCAAAGCACAGGAUCAUUGACCAGCACCCGUCCGUCAAUGACGACCUGCCCAACCGUAUCAUUUCGGGCAAGGUGCUGGUGAAGCCGAAUGUCCAGGAGUUCACGGAGACAUCUGCCAUCUUUGCGGAUGGCACCAGGGAAGACAUCGAUGCUGUGGUCUUUGCCACGGGAUACAGCUUCUCCUUCCCCUUCCUCGAGGGCUGCGUGAAGGUGGUGGAGAACCAGAUCUCCCUCUACAAAUUCAUGUUCCCCCCCGACCUGGAGAAGCCGACGCUGGCUUUCAUCGGCCUCAUCCAGCCCCUGGGCGCCAUCAUGCCAAUCUCCGAGCUCCAGUGUCGCUGGGCCACCCGCGUCUUCAAGGGGCUGAACAAGCUGCCCCCACGGCACGACAUGGAGGCUGACAUCAAGCAGAAAACGGAAGCGAUGGCAAAGCGGUACGUGAGGAGCCGGCGGCACACCAUCCAGGUGGACUACAUCCCCUACAUGGACGAGCUCGCCUGCCAGGUGGGGGUCAAGCCCAACCUGCUUGCCCUCUUCCUCACCGACCCCAAGCUGGCGCUGGAGGUGGUCUUUGGGCCCUGCACGCCGUACCAGUACCGCCUGCAGGGCCCGGGCGAGUGGGCGGGUGCCAGGGAGGCCAUCCUCACCCAGCGGCAGCGCAUCAUCAAGCCCAUGCAGACGCGGCGUGUGGAGGAGCACCCCUCGGCCCCCACUGUGCCCCUCAUCUUCAAGCUGGUUGGGGCCGUGGCCGUCCUCGCCAUCAUUUUUGCUUACUUGUAG